Cyclospora cayetanensis is the source of this 480-nucleotide messenger RNA. RefSeq names its product tubulin polymerization-promoting protein family member 3. Gene Ontology annotation, biological process: microtubule polymerization; positive regulation of protein polymerization; microtubule bundle formation. The transcript has 2 exons. Gene Ontology annotation, cellular component: microtubule. The coding region runs from base 1 to 480 and encodes 159 amino acids. The record is from RefSeq and is a predicted model, not a curated record. NCBI's taxonomy places the organism in Eukaryota, Apicomplexa, Conoidasida, Eucoccidiorida, Eimeriidae. Gene Ontology annotation, molecular function: tubulin binding.
AUGAGUUCGAAGAAGGCUUUCACUGUCUACACAAAAGGCACCGGCGACAUGGAUGGCCGGACGUUCACAAAGAUCCUGAAAGAUUCCAAGGUUCUUGACUCCAAGGUAACAGCUGUGGAUGCCGAUCUAAUAUUUGCAAAGGUUAAGUCCAAAGGUGCCAAGAAGAUAAACUACGCUGAGUUUGAAGAAGCAUUGCGGCUUGUGGCUGCCAAAAAGGGUGUAGAAGUUGGAAAGGUCCAGGCUGAAAUUGCAAAAGAAGGAGCUGAAGGUCCUGUCUUACACGGUACGAAAGCGGAUAACGUUCGGUUUCACGAUGACAAAAGCACAUAUACAGGAGUUCACAAAAUGGGUGGGCCGACGACUGUGGAUGACGGUCGGGUGCAGUUUAACGACUUGUCAAAGAUAUGCGAUCGAUCGGAUUACGAUAUUCGGGGGGUGAAAAAAGGCAUUAUGGAAAAAAAGACUGGAGACAGCAAGUGA